Messenger RNA from Etheostoma cragini (Arkansas darter), 1244 nucleotides. It is a transcript of the gene rab22a, whose product is annotated as RAB22A, member RAS oncogene family. The record is from RefSeq and is a predicted model, not a curated record. The coding region runs from base 358 to 942 and encodes 194 amino acids. Gene Ontology annotation, molecular function: GTP binding; GTPase activity. NCBI's taxonomy places the organism in Eukaryota, Metazoa, Chordata, Actinopteri, Perciformes, Percidae. The transcript is spliced from 7 exons.
AAUGGGAAGCUAACUUCAGCGUUGGGCUUUGUGUGUUUCUCCAAACAAACAAAAAAGCCGAAACUGUCACGUGACUGUACCCCAUAGUUCAAGAUGGAGACUGCGCGAGCUUCACGGGUAGCUUUUGUAGCUAGCCGUUUACAAUAAUCACAAUAUGGCAAAUGCGACGUACUACUAGACAUUUUAAUGCAAACAGCGAGAAUAAUAACUUAACCUGAGAUGCGAAUUUAGCAGCUUUCGACCACAAUGAAGGGAAGUUAUUUGUAAACAUACAACACCUAAUUAAUAUUCAAAAUAAAAGGAAACCACUGUCAAUGGUCAUCAACACGAACUCAUUUUGAGUGAGAGGAGAUCGACAUGGCGCUCAGAGAGUUAAAAGUCUGUCUCCUGGGGGAUACUGGCGUUGGAAAGUCGAGUAUUGUUUGGAGAUUUGUGGAGGACAGCUUUGACCCAAAUAUCAACCCAACAAUUGGGGCAUCCUUCAUGACCAAGACAGUGCAAUACCAAAACGAGCUGCAUAAGUUCCUGAUCUGGGACACGGCAGGACAAGAGCGGUUUCGUGCUCUGGCACCAAUGUACUACAGAGGGUCAGCGGCGGCCAUCAUUGUUUACGAUAUUACGAAGGAGGAAUCCUUCCAAACACUGAAGAACUGGGUGAAGGAGUUGCGCCAGCACGGUCCUCCUAAUAUAGUGGUCGCCAUAGCUGGCAACAAAUGUGACUUGACAGACGCCAGGGAAGUGCCAGAGAAGGAUGCCAAGGACUACGCUGACUCCAUCCAUGCCAUCUUUGUAGAAACCAGUGCCAAGAAUGCCAUUAACAUCAACGAGGUGUUUAUAGAGAUAAGUAAACGCAUUCCUGUUGUCGAUGCAGCAGGUGGAACUUCAGGAAAAGCUUUCAAACUGGGACGUCAGGCGUCAGAGUCUCGCAGAACGUGCUGCUGAUGAUGCCGCUGACUGUGCCCAUAUGACCUGUGACCUGACCUUUGCUUAUCCUGUGUGUGCCCGGCCUGCUUCAGCUUACAGCCACGGAGACCCUCAAACACACUGCCGUUUCUGAUACCAGGGUGUAGCAAUGCCACUCUGAUGACGGGGGUGUCAUGAAAAUGGUUGGCAUGAGAAAUACUUACUGAGCCUUGACAAUUGCCUGCAUUAAAACAUAGACGUGUAAGUGAAAAAAAACAAAAAAUAUUAAGGAAUUUAGAAAUCAUUUGUACUCCUCUUUCUACAUCAUCUUUCAACCAAAA